This is a messenger RNA of Camponotus floridanus (Florida carpenter ant), 1706 nucleotides long. Its product is annotated as chitinase-3-like protein 1. Gene Ontology annotation, cellular component: extracellular region. The coding region runs from base 158 to 1603 and encodes 481 amino acids. The transcript is spliced from 5 exons. Gene Ontology annotation, biological process: chitin catabolic process; carbohydrate metabolic process. Lineage: Eukaryota; Metazoa; Arthropoda; Insecta; Hymenoptera; Formicidae. The record is from RefSeq and is a predicted model, not a curated record. Gene Ontology annotation, molecular function: chitin binding; chitinase activity.
GCGGAUUGAGUCUAUAUAAACGUAUGUGCAGAGCAUAAUUUAUUGUAUCUUAUCUGUAAAAAAAUCAAUAUUAUUAUCGUUAUUAUUUAAAAGUGAUAUCGAGGUACAUUGAUAAAAGAAAAAUCGUAUUUGACAGUCUGGCGAUUGAGAAUCAAAGAUGAAUUGUUGGAUAUUCAUUUUCGCUUUGGCUGCUUUGGCUUCGGCUGCCCAUUCAGAGAAAAAGAUUGUAUGUUAUUUCGGGAGCUGGGCUGUUUAUCGACCUUCAGAUGGCAAAUUUGACAUCUCUGAUAUUCCAUCAGACCUUUGCACCCAUUUUAUCUAUUCCUUUGUUGGUCUUACCACGGACGCCAAUGUCAAAGUUCUGGAUGAAUGGCUAGAUCUCCCCAACAAUGGGGGCAAGAAUGCUUUCGGCAGAUUCAACAAGCUUCGGGAACAGAAUCCGGGAAUUAAGACGCUCAUCGCCAUCGGUGGAUGGAACGAGGGAUCUACCAAGUACUCCCAAGUCGUCGCCAGUCAGACCCUUCGCACAAAACUUGUCAAGAGUAUGGUUGAAUUCACAAUGAAAUACGGUUUCGAUGGGCUCGAUAUCGAUUGGGAGUAUCCCAACCAACGUGGUGGCAAGCCAGAGGACGUGCAAAACUUCGUAAAAUUACUUCAGGAACUGAGACCUGAAUUCGAUAAACACAAACUUCUUCUCACCGCUGCUGUCGCCGCUGCUGAGCCUUCUGCUUCUCUAUCCUAUGAUAUCCCUGCAAUUUCCAAAUAUUUGGAUUUCAUCAAUGUUAUGACAUAUGAUCUUUAUGGUCCUUGGGACAAAACAACUGGUCUUAAUGCUCCGCUUUAUUCGGGUCAUGGCUCGUUUGAGCUUAAACUCAACGUCGAUGCAUGCGUACGCUACUGGUUGAAAAAUGGUUGUCCACCUGAGAAGCUGAUCGUCGGUGUACCAUCCUAUGGUAGGACAUUUACUCUCGCCAAUAAGAACGAGUACGGUCUUGGAACUCCUGCCAGGGGACCUGGUACUGCCGGUCCGUAUACUCGUGAGGCUGGAAUGCUGGGCUACAAUGAGAUAUGCGUUUUGAUAAAAGAGGGUGGAUGGACGAUUACUCGUUCUGAAGGGCAUGACGUUCCAUAUGCUUUCAAAAAUGAUCAAUGGAUUAGCUACGACGAUGUAACUUCUCUUAAUGAAAAGGCGAAUUAUAUCAAUUCCCUUAAUCUUGGUGGUGCGAUGAUAUGGAGUAUCGAGACCGAUGAUUUUCGUGGCAAAUGCGGUAAACAGUAUCCUCUAUUGAAAACAUUAAAUGCCAAACUGAGAGGAAAAGUAAUCCCAAUAGAACCAUCUAAGCCAACGGACUCGCCUAAAGAGACAAAUCCGCCUAAACCAUCAACUGUACAACCAACACAACCACCAGCGACUGCUCCUCCUAAUGGUAUUUGUAAGAAAGUUGGCUACGUCCGUGAUAAAGAAGACUGCAACGUAUUCUAUCAAUGCUUAGAUAUCAAUGGCACCUACAAAAUAGAAAAAUUUAAUUGCCCAAGUGGAUUAGGCUUCGAUGACAAGAGUAACGUUUGCAAUUAUAAAAAAUUCGUUAAUGGUUGCAUUUAACGGUAAUAAACUGCCUUAUAAUGCUUCUAUCUAUUACAUGGUGAACGAUACCAUAUAAUAAACAAAUAUAUAUACAUACACACAUGAUCUGUAUUACUUAUAU